AUGCUUCACGCGGGCGGGCACGGGGGAAGGAUAGCUGGUCUUCAGUUCGCCGCGGGCCAUCUCGCGGCUGCCCACCGUGAUGCGGAUGAUCACAACGGGCGAGUCGCAGUACGACAGCAGCCUAGCUCCUGUGCCGUGAAGCACACAAACCUCACACGCGGAGAGGUAGCAGUCGCCCCGGAAGGGAGGACAAGGGUGAGAGAGCACGCGCAGGCCAAGAGGACGCAGAGGGAGCUGGUACUACCAGACUCCAGUGAGGCGGAUGUCGAGCAGCGCGGGGUAGGCGGCUCCAGCAGGGAGAGAAACGCGGGCGACAGGACGAUCGCGGAAGACACCAAGGUCGUGGAUACCUCUAUCGUCGACGAUGGCAUGGUACCAGAUGCGGUCGAUGUGGUCGCGCACCUCGCGGCAAACACCACGCAGGCGAGACAUGAUGCGCACGUCGCCGUCUGCUACCGCGAAGGCGAACACGGCUUCGAAGAUAUGAGGGUAACAUUGUCGAGGGUCGGCAUCGCGGUGACCGGGGACAAGUGA
Trichosporon asahii var. asahii CBS 2479 is the source of this 534-nucleotide messenger RNA. RefSeq lists its product as uncharacterized. NCBI's taxonomy places the organism in Eukaryota, Fungi, Basidiomycota, Tremellomycetes, Trichosporonales, Trichosporonaceae. The transcript has a single exon. The coding region runs from base 1 to 534 and encodes 177 amino acids. The record is from RefSeq and is a predicted model, not a curated record.